Aureobasidium melanogenum CBS 110374 is the source of this 195-nucleotide messenger RNA. RefSeq lists its product as uncharacterized. Bases 1 to 195 code for a protein of 64 amino acids. The record is from RefSeq and is a predicted model, not a curated record. NCBI's taxonomy places the organism in Eukaryota, Fungi, Ascomycota, Dothideomycetes, Dothideales, Saccotheciaceae. The transcript is spliced from 2 exons.
AUGGGUGCCGUCGUAUCUUGUAUUACCUCGGUGUUCCGCGCUAUCGGCGCUGCCUUGAUGGCUGUCGUUAAUGGAAUCGGUGCCAUCCUCAAGGCCAUCAUCAACGGAGUCGUCGCCGUCUUCGACAUCAUCAUCUCUUGCCUCACCUGCGGUAGAGGUGGAGGCGGUCGCCGCAGAACGACUAGUGCGGUCUAG